Messenger RNA from Acanthosepion pharaonis, 2556 nucleotides. NCBI's taxonomy places the organism in Eukaryota, Metazoa, Mollusca, Cephalopoda, Sepiida, Sepiidae. The record is from the annotation of a GenBank genome assembly.
AUGUUCAGCAAAGUAGUUUUGUUAUCUCUCCUAGCUACGUUGGGAUGUGUGCUGGGCAAUUCAAUACUUUCCCGUCGUUCCUACUCUAUGCUAGGAACAAACCAUUGUACCUGGGGGCCAAGUUAUUGGUGUGGCCACAUAAGCAAGGCUAAAGAAUGUGGUACGCUGAAACACUGUGCUGCUGUCUGGGGACAGCAACCACUCAACAAUCCUACUGAAUUUUGUGAAAUGUGUGAAUACUUUGUUAGUGGAGUUCAGAAAUUACAUACAAGAAACCUUCCCCAGAAAAGGAUUGGCCUUUAUAUGGAAACUUUGUGUUACCAAAUGUCUGGAAAAGAAUUAAUGGAUAAAUGCCUUGAAGAUAUUGCCCAGUAUCUCACUGAGGUUCUUCAGUUGUUGGAUCUUGGACUGACUCACCGAGCUGUUUGCUAUGCCAUUAACUUGUGUCCUCAGCAGAAAUCAUCUCCAAUUGCAAAAACAGUAGUUAUGACUACCACAAUGAAACCUGACAAAAUUUGCCAUGACUGCCAAGCAUUUUUUAAUGAUGUUCGUCAACGUCUGCAAUCCAAUGUUACUGUGAAAAAUGUGGAAAAUCUCUUUGAUAACACCAUUUGUGUUUCUCUUGGACCUCUCAGAGAAAUUUGCCGUCAAUUUAUUGAAGCUUUUGUACCUGUUUACUUAAAAGAUGUCAGUGAAUUUAUUGAUCCUGGCUUCUUCUGCAGUGUUUUGAACUUCUGUCCUGCUUCUCAGGAAACAACUUUAUUUGAAGCACUUAGUCAAAACUCUAUGAACUCAGCUGUAAAGACUACUGGUGACGAACAAUGUUCUAAUUGCAAAAUCUUCAUACAGAACAUCAAAAAGGAAAUUGAUUCUGAUACUUCUGUGGACAAAGUAAAGGACAUUUUAGAGAAGGAUGUUUGUAGUCAUCUUGGUGAAUACAAACCAGUUUGUGACAUAGCUGUGGAGACCUAUGCUAAAGAAAUCCUAAAUGACAUUUUGAAUAAUGUUGAUUCAUCAAUGAUUUGUCGGAGGCUUCAUCUGUGUAAUGGCUAUGUUAUGAAUGCAUUAAUUGUUCAUUUGAAAAGCAUCAAAUUCUCCAGAUCCAAUCCAUUUCAGGAAUCUACUGAAUGUGAACUCUGCAAAGUUUUGAUGUCUAAACUGCAUUCCCUUAUUGAAGACAAGAAUGUUCAGAAGGCUGUGGUAGACUUCCUUGACAAUGAAAUCUGUGUAAAACUUGACAACAUGAAGUCAGCAUGUUUGACUCUGGUCCAGGAAUAUGGACCUCUUAUCAUGAAGGCCAUCCAAAGUCUUUUGGAACCUAAUAACAGUUGUAAUAUGCUUGGUAUGUGUUCCAAUUCUUCUGAAUCCAAGACUGUGGCUAAAUCUUCUAUCACCAAUACUGUUCCUCUUAGCCUGUUGACUCCAGUUGCUGCCUUUAGUACUUACCAGAGAGUUGGACUUGUGCUACCAUCUAAGACUGACAAAAAAACUUCUGAGAGUGAGCAAUGCAAACUCUGUGAGAUGGUUAUGGAGGAACUAGAAAAAAUACUCAAAGAUACUACUAUUCAAGAAGAUAUUAAGAAAGCCUUGGAUAAAGUGUGCAGCAUCUUACCCAGUUCUAUGUCUGAUCAGUGUACUCAAUUUGUGAAUCAAUACACAGACGGCAUCAUUGACUUGAUCUUGUCACAAAUUAAACCCAAAAUGGUGUGCACAGCACUUGAUCUUUGUCAAAGUGUAUCUGUACCUGAUUUAACUAGCUGUUCCUAUUGUUCAGAAAUACUUGGAAUUGCUUCCGGUCAUCUUGCUGCCAACCCAAACUUAACUAAGAAUGACUUUGAAGAAAUGCUGCUAAAUUUGUGUUACAAAUAUGCAGAACAAUAUAAAGAUGUAUGUGAACCUGGUGUUAAACAGUUUGGAGAUACUGUCUACAAAGCUUUAAAAAAUGGUAUAGCUCCUCGUGAAGUGUGUGGUAUGAUUAGUUUCUGUGCUGCUUCAGCUAUCAAACCUGAAACUAGACAUUACAUGGGAGUGAUGUGUGAAUUGCUCAAGUCUGCAGGAGUCACCACAGAAUGCAAGGAAUUCAAUGAAAUCUCAAAAGAAAUCAACAACCACUUCUUGACUGUACUUUUGAAGAAAACUGCUUCCAAAGAAACUAAUGCCUUGAAACCCAAAAGUGAUAUUAACUGUCCUGUAUGUCAGAAUGUUGUUAAUUACCUUCAGUCAUUGACUAUUGCAAAAUUGUCUUUAGAAAAAUUAAAGCAUCUGUUGCAAAUAUCUUGCUCUUACUUGGAAUCCAGAUAUCUGAUGCAGGAGUGUGACAACCUUGUGCAAAACUAUGAAGAUAAACUAAUCCCUCUCUUAAUUCAAGACCUUCCUUCAAAGAAAGUAUGUGAGGCCUUGUCAUUCUGCAAGAGUUCCAACACACUUUAUUUCAAACCCUCACAACACAAUUCCUGUAGUUUUGGAAUCCAUUACUGGUGCUCUUCCUAUGUUGCUGCCGUCAAGUGUAAGGCUAUUGGUAUUUGUUCAGCCAAAGUUUGGAAGAAAAACAAUUAA